AUGAUAUUAGGCGUCGUUUAUAUAGCCUUGUUGGCCACGGGGGCUUCUGCCAGCUACGAUGGCAACCUCAACUAUCUCAGUCCAUCGACCGAGCACCCCGCCCUGGGUAUCGAUGUUCCAAAGGUCAUGAAGAGAAAUCUGGAGAAACGUGACGGUACCAGCUGGGAUCCGGCUUCCUUGAAUUUUACUCAUGGCGUUGCCUCGGGUGAUCCAUAUCCCGACUCGGUCAUUCUUUGGACCAGAGUUGCACCGAUGAUGGAAAAUGACGACUCGAACGUCACCGUAUCAGGAACAGUACCUUUCUACAGCCACGAGACCGAGCGCUAUAUCAAAACAUCCUCCAAUCCCAUCUGUUUGGAUUGGCGCGUGGCUUCUGAUGAUGCCUUCGAAGCCGUCGUCAGCAAGGGCCAGGCAUAUACCACUUCGGACAUUGAUUACACGGUCAAGGUUGAGGCCACCAAACUUCAGCCUUUCACCACAUACUAUUAUCAGUUCACCAUAUGCCGCUCUUCCAAUUCCAGCCCAGUGGGCCGUACAAAGACCGCUCCGGCCGAGGAUGACAGCUCGACGCCAAUCGGCUUAGCCGUAUACUCGUGCUCUAAUUUCCCCAACGGCUACUUCAACGCCUAUGGUAAUGGGGCGCGAAAGGACCAUGUCGACUAUGUUGUCCAUCUCGGCGAUUACAUCUAUGAAUAUGAAAUGGGCGUGCCGGGCCGGGAUGCACGCGCUACGAAUCCUCCUCGAGAGAUCAUCACGUUGUACGACUACCGAACGCGCAUUGCACAAUAUCGGACCGAUCUAGACCUCCGCUUAUCUCACCAGCAAUUCCCCUGGAUUCCGGUUUGGGAUGAUCAUGAGGUUGCUAACAAUGGGUACCGCGACGGGUUUUCUGGUAUGAACAAUACUGAAGAGUCCUUUAUCGAGUUUGGCGGCGUGAGCGUCGAUCAACGCAAGAUGAAUGCCGUGCGAGCCUACUUUGAGUGGAUGCCCAUUCGUCAGGUUGCACUGGACGAUAAUUUGCGAAUCUGGCGAAGUUUCAAGAUGGGGAAGAUGUUCGAUUUGAUCAUGCUAGAUACACGCAACUACGACCGUAGCAUCACGACGCUCAACUGGAACGACGAUUAUAUCUAUGAUAUCUCCAACGACGCUGCUCGGUCAUUGAUGGGGGGUCCACAGGAGAACUGGUUCUAUCGAACCCUGAUCGAAAGCAAAAACCGUGGUGCAGUGUGGCGGAUCAUUGGUAACCAAAUCGUCUUCUCUCGUAUCAAUGUCACCUCGUGGUUUGGCACAUUUGAAAAUCCCUAUAAUGGUGAUCAAUGGGACGGGUACAUGGCCAACCGGAACCGAACCUACCAAGUCAUGUACGACCAUGAGAUCGAUAACAACAUUAUGCUCGCCGGUGAUAGCCAUGCGAAUUGGGUGUCGGACUUGGUCUGGUUUGAUGAGGCCGAUUACGAUCCGGUGACGGGAGCCGGUGCGGUUGGCGUGGAAUUUGCUGGCACGGCCGUCAGCUCGACUGGCUUUGGGGGCACUAUUGCCACCGCCAACAAUCAAAGCACCUAUCUGGUCAACGACAACAGUGAGCUGCAGUGGAACGAGGGUUAUUAUCGAGGAUAUUUCGAGCUGCAAGUUAGUGCGGAAAAGAUUGAUGCCCGAUAUUUUGGAUGUCCAACAGUGGCGACCCGCAACCCAUUGGAGAUUAGCUUGGCUAAUUUCACCGUUCAAGCCGGUGCGAAUCGUCUCCAGCGUCCGGUUGCUGGAGGAUCUGCCGAGUCUGGAUACUUGCAGGGUGGGGAUAUCGUUCCGACGAACCUUACUUAUAAUACAGAGACUGGCGAGUACUCAUACACCAGCUUCGACCAGAUGUUUAUCGAGUAUCCUGAUGAUGACGAGUGA
This is a messenger RNA of Rhinocladiella mackenziei CBS 650.93, 1896 nucleotides long. RefSeq lists its product as uncharacterized. The record is from RefSeq and is a predicted model, not a curated record. NCBI's taxonomy places the organism in Eukaryota, Fungi, Ascomycota, Eurotiomycetes, Chaetothyriales, Herpotrichiellaceae. Bases 1 to 1896 code for a protein of 631 amino acids. The transcript has 5 exons.